Messenger RNA from Lepus europaeus (European hare), 1531 nucleotides. It is a transcript of the gene CD53, whose product is annotated as CD53 molecule. The record is from RefSeq and is a predicted model, not a curated record. The coding region runs from base 101 to 760 and encodes 219 amino acids. The transcript is spliced from 8 exons. Gene Ontology annotation, cellular component: membrane. Lineage: Eukaryota; Metazoa; Chordata; Mammalia; Lagomorpha; Leporidae.
CCGGGCUAGCAGCCUUGUCACAGCCACCUCAAGUAUAAUCACGGAAGCCUCCCUAAAGGAUUGAGGAGCAGUGCCUGAAUAAGGGAUAGAAUAACACGGCAUGAGCAUGAGUAGUUUGAAAUUGCUGAAGUAUGUCCUGUUUUUCUUCAACCUACUCUUCUGGUUCUGUGGCUGCUGCGUUUUGAGCUUUGGGAUCUACCUCCUGAUCCACAAGAAGUUCGGGGUGCUCUUCUUUAACCUCCCCUUCCUCACGCUGGGCAAUGUGCUUGUCAUCGUGGGCUCCAUUAUCAUGGUGGUUGCCUUUCUGGGCUGCAUGGGAUCUAUCAAGGAAAACAAGUGCCUGCUGAUGUCGUUCUUUGUCCUGCUGCUCAUCAUCCUACUUGCCGAGGUGAUCUUGGCCAUUCUGCUCUUCGUAUAUGAACAGAAGCUGAACAAGUAUGUGGCUGAUGGUCUGACUGACAGCAUCCAACGUUACCAAUCAGAUAACAGCACCAAGGUGGCAUGGGACUCCAUCCAGUCAUUUCUGCAGUGUUGUGGUGUAAAUGGCACAAGUGACUGGCCCAAUACCCGACCAGCAUCUUGCCCUUCAGAUCCACAAGUUAAGGGUUGCUACAUAAAAGCACAACAGUGGUUUCAAUCCAACUUCUUGUAUAUUGGCAUCAUCACCAUCUGUAUAUGUGUGGUUCAGGUGUUGGGAAUGUCCUUUGCACUGACCCUGAACUGCCAGAUUGACAAAUCCACCCGGGUCCUAGGACUGUGACCUGCAACCACCCUGUGCUGGAGAGAUUUGUCUCAUCUUUGGAAAUCUAAAACCAUUUAUAGCAUGAAGCCCUAAAUAAUCACCUGCUGCACUGUUGUCAUCAUCUUCCCUUCAUCUCUUCUCUGCUUGGGUCUCUGUCUUAUACAACUGGAGAAGAGGGUGUUGGUCAGAUACUUCCCAUCUCGGGCAGCAAGACAACUAUUCAUCCAUUAAUGGAAGCAAGGUGGUAGAAUACCUGGGUGUUUUACAGAAGUGAGAGACCAAGAGAACUUAUGGCGCUAGUAGGCCAAAACCCAAGGGCAAAUCUAGGAUUUGAUAUUUUGCAAAUUACUAUUGUUAAAUCAGUCUCUAGCCUCUAAACCACAUCCAGUCUGCUUUCCAAAGUCAAGCAAAAGAAAGCAGAGGAAAGCUCUGGGGCCAGGCUCACUGGAUUCUUGACACAACCCUAUGUUUCCUUAUGCUCUGGUUACAGGAAUUAACAGAAUACUCUUUCCCCAAAGGGUGAGGUUUCAUUUCAACUUCUUUGUUAAAUGUCCUUAUUAUUGUAAGUCUUUCCAGUUAAAGAAACUAUCCAGUGAUUCAUAUCUUGACUGCAAAUAUCUUUUAGCCUUUGAUUUACAUAGUCAUGGAAGAACUCAGCAGUCCAAUAUCUCUGGUGUAUUAGCAGAUAAUCUCAUUCAGAAGAGCUCUAGUAUAACUUCUCUAUCAGAUAAGGUUUUGUUAAUGUGCUAUUUUUAAUUCUUCAAUAAAUAAAAUAGCUUAUGACCUCAA